This is a messenger RNA of Gossypium arboreum, 667 nucleotides long. RefSeq lists its product as uncharacterized. NCBI's taxonomy places the organism in Eukaryota, Viridiplantae, Streptophyta, Magnoliopsida, Malvales, Malvaceae. The record is from RefSeq and is a predicted model, not a curated record. The transcript is spliced from 2 exons. The coding region runs from base 66 to 269 and encodes 67 amino acids.
CGGGUACAAUAAAAGGGCAUGAUUAUUGAAUCAAAAGACUAAAGAAAAAAGAAACACAGAUUCAAAUGAAAGGCACCGAGAUUCAAAUGAAAAGCAGCAACAAAAUCCAAAGGCAAACACAGUUAAAGAGCGAAAAGCCAUUAAAGCCACCGUUUAGACCUGCAAAAGACGAUACCAAGCCUCUUCUUCAAGACCCAAUACUGAGAUCAGACCCCAAUGAAACAGAGGAAGCUGUGCUGCGUUUGCCUCCUUUUCCUUCACUCAAUUGAAAUUUGAUUUCCAUGGAUUUUGGCAUUGUAUUUGUAAGACUUAAAAUUGCUGCUAAUUGUGGUGUUUGUUUGUUUAAUAGCGUUCGUAGAUGAAUGGGUUUUCGUGUUUCGAUUCAUUGGUGGAAACAACAAGUUGCAAGUUUAAUCUUCAAAUCCAUUCAUUAGAAAUUACAAAGUCUGAGAGUUUUUAAAAAAAAAAAAGGCCUGCUAUAAGAUUAUCUUGAUGGGUUGUUUUCUCAUUGUUCUUUGUGUCUAUUGUGUUUCCAUUGGCUUCUUACCAUUGAAGAUUCAAGAACACUAGAAGCUCUCAUACUUGGGUCUACCUAUAUAUACAAGGUUAAAUCCUGCUAUUUGUGCUUGCGAAAAUUGUGGAUUUAAUAUAUGAAUUAAAUUCAAAA